AUGAUGAAGAGAGAAUUAGAAUUAAUGAGGAACGAUGCCCUCUCAUGUAGAAAGAGCAGCUCGUGGAGGAAAGCUUGGAAGCUCAGUCAGUCUUUCGAUGACAGCGUCUUAUGCUGCGAUGGUACUCCUGAUAAUAAGGUGCAGGUAAAGGAGCUGAAAGAAGAGAUUGCAGUGUUAAAUAAGGAGUUAGAGAAGAGAGACGCUAUCAUAGAGCAGCUGACUUCGCACGCUCAUAAUGGAAAAGGAGACAACACCGAAACGAACGCCAAUGAAGAAUUACAGGCGACACUGAAUGAGCUGCAAGAGGUGCGCCAAACGCUACUCUCAUUUGAAAGACGAUAUGCGGCUGUGCAGAAGAAAAAUGAAAGGCUGGAAACGGAACUGACAAUGAUGAAGAGAGAAUUAGAAUUAAUGAGGAACGAUGCCCUCUCAUGUAGAAAGAGCAGCUCGUGGAGGAAAGCUUGGAAGCUCAGUCAGUCUUUCGAUGACAGCGUCUUAUGCUGCGAUGGUACUCCUGAUAAUAAGGUGCAGGUAAAGGAGCUGAAAGAAGAGAUUGCAGUGUUAAAUAAGGAGUUAGAGAAGAGAGACGCUAUCAUAGAGAACGAACGUGUGCAACACAAAGCACAACUGAAAGAUUUCAUCGCUGCGGUCAAGGUGGCCGAGAGACAUCGAGAAGAAGCCCAAGCCGAGGUUAACAGGAUGAUUGAUGCUAAUAGAACGACUGCGUCUCCUGAUGAGGCGAUAUGGGACGAUUUGAUGCAGAAAUUCCAACGAAGUACAAAGCGUAACGCACUACUCGCCUGGGCCGAGGCACACCUCACGGCCUAUCCCUCUAUAUCCGUUUCGAAUUUCACUUCCGACUGGUGUGAUGGACGUGCUUUUUGCGCGUUGAUUCAUCACUUUCAACCUGAAUUGGUAAGAAUUGAGUUGAGCUGA
Cooperia oncophora is the source of this 936-nucleotide messenger RNA. The record is from the annotation of a GenBank genome assembly. Lineage: Eukaryota; Metazoa; Nematoda; Chromadorea; Rhabditida; Trichostrongylidae.